This is a messenger RNA of Symbiodinium pilosum, 366 nucleotides long. Lineage: Eukaryota; Dinophyceae; Suessiales; Symbiodiniaceae. The record is from the annotation of a GenBank genome assembly.
AUGCCUGACAGGAGGCCAGAGGGGCAAAGGCGAGGGGACGAGACAGCCUUUGGCGGCGUCCGUGUCUCGUUGACACUACGCGUUGUGGCCACGUUUCAGCUGCCAGACGGCCGUCUCUACGGCCAAGGGGCGAGGAGAAAGACAGUAGAGGAUGAGGCCGCCUCGCCAGCCGACUCUCCUGAGGAGGGGCGGCGAAUGGCAGAAGCAUUCCGCCGCGAGAAUGUGGAUCCAAACUUUGAUUGGGCAACUUACUACGGCCAAGGAUUUGAUCUCCUCGCGCCGAGCUACGCCCAACCUGCGCGGAAAGUUGUCACUGCAGAAGACCUCUCUCGCACUCCGGCCAGCGCUGAAGUUUCCGUGUCCUAG